UUUAAGGUCUGAAUGAGGUGAUAUCUUCACGCUGACAGCUGAGAAGCAGGUCAGUCAGGUUCUUGGGUGCUCUAUUACACAAGCAAGAUUUGGCCAGCUCCACCUAAUUUUGUUUCUCUGACACCCUCCUGCUCAGUGGGACAUUGUCAUACUUAACCCAUCUGCUUUCUCUAAUGCUCGGCAGACUCAUUCCAACCAGGACAGCUGUCUGUGGUAUUUCAGUUCCUGUUUGUAAAUACCUCCAGAACCUGAAGAUUCCCCUUAAUAACACCAAUACCAAAAAAGGCUACAAUGUUGACCUCAGCCAAAAUUCUACUGAUUUCUAAUUUGUUUAGUUUACUAUUAAUUGGAAGCCAUGGGAAAGAAAGUCUAGAGAGAAACACAACACAAAGCAUUGCAGCAGGCUCAAAAACAAUGGAAAAUGAAUCUGUUCCUUUGGAAAGUGAUAGAAAUUUAAGCUCAGAUAAAGAAAAUAGAGAAACGUCCAAUCCUGAGGCAAGUAAUUCCUCUCUUUGGGACCCAUUAAAUAAACACCAUGGAACAACAGAUGUCUUCAGCAAUCCAUCAACGAACAACUUUUCUAGGAAUCCAAGACCCAUGCCUACGUCUCCCACAAGCCAUCCUCUGAUCCAUAGCUCUGUUUCUAAAUUGUCUUGGAACUCAUCCAUAGCAAAUGAAAAUUCUCUUCCAGUCUCAGCACCUCCCAAAGCUACAUCUGCUAUAUCUUCAGAAAAGUUCACUUGGUCUUCAGCCAGUGAUACCAUAAAAACUCCUGACAACAGUUCCAUUUCAGUUAGCAUCCUCCCUACGGCACCAAACAUCACAUCUGUGACUCCCAUGGUAACAAAACCAGAUGAAUGGCUCACCACAUCCAAUGACAGCUUCAUAGGGUUUACCCCCUACCGAGAAACAACAACUCUACAGCCCACCUUAAAGUUUACCAAUAAUUCAAAAAUCUUCUCCAAUACAUCAGACCCCCAAGAAGAAAAUAAAAAUACAGGAGUAGUAUUUGGGGCCAUUUUAGGUGCUAUUCUGGGUGCUUCACUGCUUAGUCUUGUUGGCUACUUGCUGUGUGGAAAAAGGAAAAUGGAUUCAUUUUCCCAUCGGCGACUUUACGAUGACAGAAACGAACCAGUUCUGCGAUUAGACAAUGCACCAGAACCUUAUGAUGCGAGUUUUGGGAAUUCUAGUUAUUACAACUCCACUGUGAAUGAUUCAUCUAUGCCAGCAGGCCAAGAAAAUGCACGGGACGGCAUCCCUAUGGAUGACAUACCUCAACUUCGUACCUCAAUAUAAAAGAAAAGGGAAGAAGGCUUCUGACAGCAAAUGAUCGCCUACACCCUAGUCUUUUCACAAGCCCAUCUUCCAAAAGCUGAAGCAAGAUCACUGUCAUGUGGCUGUGCCAAGGAGAACUAUAAAAGUAUGAGACUAGGAGCAGAAACUUAGAGGAUAAAUCAUCUAAAAGGUUUCCUUUCUUACCAUUUCUGGCUGUACAGAAUCAUCUAUUGAGUAACCUUAAUUCGUAUUUAGGUCUAUUUUACUCUUAGUGUGAAACGUUUGUGGGAAUCAGGUAAAACUAAAAGGGUUCACGAUGCUUGCCCUGCCUGAUAAUUUAACUAACCCUGUUGUCCUAAUUGCAUGCAUCAAUAUUGGCAUUUUCUUGAAGGCAAAUUAGGACACUUUCUUGAAGGAAAAUUUUUUAAAAUUUUGACUUAGAGAGUAUAUGGAGUUUCUGCUCCUGGGGAAAUUAAGGUAAUGGAAGUGAGAGACUUGUAUUAUAGAACGUUUUACUUUCCCGUCUCAGCACAUACAUGGUCAGCCCCUUGAAUGGCCAAGCUGACAAUGACUUUGCUUUCAAUAGGGCAAUGGUAGGGAAGCUGACUCUUAACCAGGAAUGGCAUCAGUUCUCUUCAAAGGGUGAGGAAUCUUAACAUGUCUGAUUUCUUUUAGGACUCAAUUAAUUGGGUGCUUUAAAGAGUCAAUGAGAAACAUGGUGAUAAAACUCAGCCAAAGCAUAUACUUGUACAUAAUUUUUACAGUUUUAAGAUGUUAAAUAAGAACAAGAUUUAUUAUGUAUUAGAUAUUGUUGCUUAAUCAUACAUGGAAUAGAUACUAUCUCUCUAAGUGUGUAAAGUGUAAUGU
Molecule: messenger RNA, 2142 nt
Organism: Lontra canadensis (Northern American river otter)
Lineage: Eukaryota; Metazoa; Chordata; Mammalia; Carnivora; Mustelidae
Gene: MUC15
Product: mucin 15, cell surface associated
Exons: 4
Coding region: 292-1296 (334 amino acids)
Source: RefSeq, a predicted model, not a curated record